Molecule: messenger RNA, 933 nt
Organism: Paraglomus brasilianum
Lineage: Eukaryota; Fungi; Glomeromycota; Glomeromycetes; Paraglomerales; Paraglomeraceae
Source: the annotation of a GenBank genome assembly
GCAAACAAAAAGAAGACGAGUAUCAGUGUCCUGGAAUGUAAAGCAGCGCUUAGCCGUGAAGAAGUUGUAAGAUGGAAGCAAUAUUUCGAUAAGGCUUCGUUUAAGUUGGAUGUCGAUAAAAUUGGUCGUCAGGACCUUGCAAACAUAGAAAAUGAUGAAAGGAUUGUUCAAGAAGGGAAUAUAUAUGUGGUCUUAGACGGAGAGGAGAUUGUAGUCGAUUACGAGAAGGUGCACACUGUAGUGGCAUUACGGCAAGAAAUUCGUAUCCAGAAGAAGAUAGAAGUCGCUAAGCAAAAAUUAGUGUACAACGGUGUUGAGCUCAAGGAUCACGCCGACGACAACCGACGUAAAAACCUUGCCGAAUAUGGUAUUAGAGCCAAUAGUCACAUACAAUUGAUAGUCGCUACGGAAGAAAAAACUAUUAAGGAUCUGGUAUUUGAGUUUGAAUGGGGAUUCCCCAACGACCAAACAAUCGACUAUCUGGAUGGAACUUGUUUCUUGUAUACUGGUAAUAAAUUCUGGCGCAAAUACGAUUGCCAAUCUCCGUGGUACCCAUCCACGCCCAAUACGAGACAUUCCGGUGAUGUAAUUGACCGCGCGAACAGAAGAGGCCACCAACGGAUAACGUCCAACCUGGACGAACUACCCGAAAACGUGACGCAUUUGUAUUUUAUCCUUAGCGCACGGAACUCACCAUCCAUUGGAUGUUACAAGAUUCCAAGGUUCAGUGUAAUAGAUGAAGAACAUCCCGAUAAGAACUUGUGCAGAUAUGAGCUCAGCAAUGUCUCACAUUCAAAGGCUGUCAUCAUGUGUUGUGUUGCGCGUACCGGGACUAAAUGGAAAGUCUAUGUAGUUGGCACGGAGUCCGCAGGUAAUGCGAAAGAUUACGGGCCGAUUAAGCAGAAAAUUCAGACCAUGGAUGGGUUGUUUUAG